AUGCCUCGAGACUCCCAGAUAUUGACGCCGUAUUUGCACGUGAGACUCAACGCUCGCACAGCGCGUUGCUUCGGCGACCAUGCUACCUACAAUCUCGACUGCACUCAGGAAGUGCCCCUCAACGCCAUAAUGUUCACCAGCAAGACUGAAGGAGACAACAAGGAAAUGACGCAAGAAGUACCCUCUGUGCUUGACGCGCCUGUUAGUGUACUGGAAGAUGGGUCGCUCGACCCAGUGUACGAAGGCAAAGCGAAAGUUCUGAAUAAGGCUAUCCAAGACAUCGGCAUGGGAAAAUAUCAGUGGCAGUUGUUUAUCGUGAUCGGUUUCGGCUGGUCCAUGGAUAAUCUAUGGCCCAUCGUAACUUCCUUGAUCUUCACCCCGAUUAGAAACGAAUUCAAUCCGACACGAGCACCGUUCCUGACAUUGGCGCAAAAUAUCGGCCUCCUCUUUGGCGCUGUCUUUUGGGGCUUCGGCUGUGACAUUUUCGGUCGUCGAUGGGCUUUCAAUCUGACUAUCGGCAUCACGGCUAUCUUUGGGAUGGCUGCAGCAGGCAGUCCGAACUUUGCUGCCAUUGGGAUUUUCGCUGCACUGUGGUCAGUUGGCGUGGGCGGUAAUCUACCUGUCGAUUCAGCAAUCUUCCUCGAAUUCCUGCCCGGUACUCAUCAGUAUCUUCUCACAAUUCUAUCAAUCUUCUGGUCGCUCGCGCAGGUCUUUGCGACAUUGGUAGCAUGGCCAUUGCUAGGGAACAUGUCGUGUCAGCAGAUCGAUACUGAGUGUACGAAGAGCAAGAACAUGGGAUGGAGAUACUUCAUGAUUGUUAUGGGUGGCGUGGCUCUAAUCAUGUUUUUCUUCCGAUUCGUCCUUUUCACUCUUUACGAAUCUCCCAAAUUCCUCAUGGGCAAAGGAAAAGACGAGGAAGCUGUCCGUGUGGUCCACGAAGUAGCUCGUCGUAAUGGCAGAACCACAACCUUAUCCCUCGAAGACCUCAAAGUCUGCGAAUCCCUUGCCCUCCCUGGCUCAAGCACCAGCCAGCAAGUCACCGCUACGGCAACUGUCAAGCGCAAGCUGCAAAAGCUGAACACUUCCCACGUCAAAGCACUGUUUGCCACCAAAAAGCUCGCAUUCUCUACUAGCAUCAUUACUGUGGUUUGGGCAUUCAUAGGUCUAGGAUUUCCGCUCUACAACGCCUUCCUCCCAUUCAUCCAAGCCACACGCGGAGCCUCCUUCGGCGAAUCAAGCACGUACCUGACCUACCGCAACACGCUCAUCAUUGCAGUCCUCGGUGUCCCCGGAUGUUUACUCGGCGGCCUUCUUGUUGAGACGCCCCGUGUUGGCCGUAAAGGCACACUCGCGGGCUCCACCAUCCUUACCGGCGUCUUCCUCUUUGGCUCCACGACAGCACUGAAUUCCAAUAGCCUACUAGGCUGGAAUUGCGCAUACAACUUCAUGUCAAACAUUAUGUAUGCGGUUCUGUACGCGUACACGCCUGAGACAUUUGUCACAAAAGACAGGGGAACAGGCAAUGCGAUUACGGCGUCUGCAAACAGGAUCUUUGGGAUCAUGGCACCGAUUGUCGCCAUGUUUGCGAACUUGGAGACGAGUGCGCCGGUUUAUGUUAGUGGAGCGUUGUUCAUUGCUGCGGGAUUGCUCGUGCUGAUUCUGCCGUUUGAGAGUCGGGGAAAGGCGAGUAUGUAG
Molecule: messenger RNA, 1695 nt
Organism: Plenodomus lingam JN3
Lineage: Eukaryota; Fungi; Ascomycota; Dothideomycetes; Pleosporales; Leptosphaeriaceae
Biological process (GO): transmembrane transport
Cellular component (GO): membrane
Molecular function (GO): transmembrane transporter activity
Source: RefSeq, a predicted model, not a curated record